This is a messenger RNA of Beta vulgaris subsp. vulgaris (sugar beet), 1217 nucleotides long. RefSeq names its product photosynthetic NDH subunit of lumenal location 4, chloroplastic. Gene Ontology annotation, cellular component: chloroplast. The record is from RefSeq and is a predicted model, not a curated record. Gene Ontology annotation, molecular function: peptidyl-prolyl cis-trans isomerase activity. The transcript has 6 exons. The coding region runs from base 90 to 785 and encodes 231 amino acids. Lineage: Eukaryota; Viridiplantae; Streptophyta; Magnoliopsida; Caryophyllales; Amaranthaceae.
AUAAGGAAGAAUGUGUAUGUGUAAACCCAUUCUCUUAAACCAGCAAAGAAGAAGAACAACAACAAAACGAACAGAGAAAGCAAAAAACAAUGGCAGUAUGUGCAACUGCAGCAACAGCAGCACUGACAGCCAUUGCCAAUUCAAGCUCUACCAAAAGGCCCUGUCAGCUACAACUCCGAACUCUUAAACCAACCUCUUGCAAGUCUAACACAGUUGUUAGUCUUCCACCUUCUAACAACUUAGACAAUUCGACUAAAAAAGGGCGGCGAAAGAUAGUAGAGCUCGGAAUCAUAGGCCUUAUGGCAGCUUCUUCAAUGGCGUUUGGUUCUCCAUUAGAAGCAGAUGCUACAAGAAUUGAAUACUAUGCCACUACUGCUGAGCCAAGUUGUGAGCUCAAUGUAGUUCGCUCUGGCUUAGCUUAUUGUGAUCUUGUUGUUGGCUCGGGUGUUCCAGCCCCUUACAACACCCUUAUCAAUGUGCACUAUACGGCGAGGUUUGCUGAUGAGACUGUCUUUGACAGCAGCUAUAAACGUGGUAGACCUCUCACUAUGCGCAUUGGUGUAGGCAAAGUUAUUAGGGGAUUGGAUCAAGGGAUUUUUGGCGGAGAUGGGGUACCCCCUAUGCAAAUUGGCGGGAAACGAAAGCUUCGCAUUCCUCCAGAGUUAGCAUAUGGACCAGAAGCAGCUGGUUGUUUUUCAGGUGAUUGCAACAUUCCAGCCAAUUCAACUUUGCUAUAUGACAUUAAUUUCAUGGGAAUUUACUCCGGAAAUAGGAAGUUGACAUGAUCUUCCUUACUACUCGUAUGAUUUUCUUUGGUUAGAUUUCUCAAGAGAAUUCUGCCCAAAGUAGAGGUACUUGAACAGCAGCUUCCCGCUGCUCCAAAGGUUACACAAGAUGGAGUUUCAAGAUAUGCUUACGAAACAUUGUUCGCGAAUUUCCAUACAUAUCUUUGUAUAGUGACUAUAGUCAUAUAAUGCAACUUACCUAUGAUGCAGACAUAUCUUUUAUUUUGCUUCAAUUAAAAUGGAGCAGUGAGGCCAAAUCUCCAUUCAUCUGCACCAAAACUAACCUGAGUGUGUUACGUCCUGCUGCUGAGUUUGUAUCUUCAGAUCGUACUAGUAUAUCACAUUUUUUUCUCAAAAUAAUGUGUAUUGUGUAGUAUAACUUUUUGCUGCGGCUUAAUGUGUAUUAAAGAUAGUACAUCUAUAUCUUACCAA